Messenger RNA from Macrosteles quadrilineatus (aster leafhopper), 7289 nucleotides. RefSeq lists its product as uncharacterized. NCBI's taxonomy places the organism in Eukaryota, Metazoa, Arthropoda, Insecta, Hemiptera, Cicadellidae. Bases 52 to 1326 code for a protein of 424 amino acids. The record is from RefSeq and is a predicted model, not a curated record. The transcript is spliced from 5 exons. Gene Ontology annotation, cellular component: nucleus. Gene Ontology annotation, biological process: regulation of transcription by RNA polymerase II. Gene Ontology annotation, molecular function: transcription cis-regulatory region binding; DNA-binding transcription factor activity, RNA polymerase II-specific.
AAAUCACUUGCAUUUUAUUAAAUAUAUAAAGAAUAUACUCUAAGGAAAACUAUGAUAGCAAUCUCUACGCUCGGAGAUCCCUGCGGGAUGAUCCCUGUAAUUGAGAGGAUUUACCCCAAAGCCUCGGAGUUGUCUGAGAUUCUCAAUUACAACCCUUGUCCCGAAUGUGGAGAAGUGUUUCACAAUCCCCCCAAUCUAGAAAUGCAUCUGUCAAAGUAUCAUGGACGAGAGAGCGCACGGCCCCCGCCACCCCCCUGCCCAGUCAUCCGCCAGUACUACUGUCCAGUGGUGGGCUGCAAGUACAGUGGACACUUCAACCAAGAACUGGGCAUCAAGUACUUCACACAGCACAAGUAUUUGAAACAGCAUUAUAUAAAAGUUCACAUGGAGAAAAAAUUUGUGUGCGACCAGUGCGGUAAGGGGUUUGCUACGCUGCAGCUGAGACGACGACACCUGGAAGAGUGUGGGGUUAAGUUUGUGUGCUCGUGCGGGGCCGAAUACAACACUAUUGCUGCGCUACUCACCCACGCCUCGCGCAAACGACAUACGUUCAUCAAAUCAUGGUCGGCUGUCAGGACUCGCAAGACCGAAAAAAAUGAUAAUCUAGGACCUGUAGCAGCGGCUAAGCCUAGCGCGAUACUGCCAAAGUGCGACUCAAUGGUGGCCACGGCAGCAGUAGCCCUUGGUGGGGUCGUCCUUUCGAGUCACAAAAGUGUCGACAUUGCAGUGCAGACGGAGCCUACCUCCCAACGGAGACGGAGGAACACCUCUCGGCAAACACAGACGGGUGAAAAAAGAACAAGAAUAUCAUCGCAAACGCAGACAGUGGGAGAUGUGAAGAAGAACAUGAAUCGCCGAAGGAAGAAAAGUAUGGAAACUCAAACUAAGGUAUCAGAGCCCACCUCUACUGUGACGAGCGAGGAGUCAUUUGCUGUCAAAGACAUCGGCCUGUGGCUCUGUUCAGGAACACAGACCUCUGCCAUGUUUGAUAGCUCAGAACCCCUGCCUACCCUGAGCGGUAAUCUGUUUGACGAGACUGAGAACAUCACCAACACAGACAAGUCCAGCUACUUCGACAUAGACACCAAUUCCACCGACAGGCUGUUCUCGUCAAUUAUCAAAAAUGAAGACGACAGCAAAUCCUGCAGUAUCGAAACACAAACGGAGUUUUCUAUAGAGUCUCUGUUUGAAAAUUUCACUGAUAUUUCAAACAUUGAAACGCAAACUCACGAGUUGUGGGAUACCUGUACACAAACUUGCGACGACAUUCUACUCGGGUUCUCGGAUAUUGAGACGCAGACCGAUGUGUACGGUGAUCGCCACUAGUUAUUAGACUUAGUUACCUCCAAGUUACCAUUCACUUGUCUAGUUGUAGUUUCGUGAUCUGCACAACAUUCUUUGUUAGUUUUAAUCGAUAACUUGUUGUAUUUAACAGUUCUCAAACAUAUAAUCCUGGGUGGAUGAUGUAAUCACUAUAAGUAAAUCAAGUAACAGGAUUCAUGGUUUUUACUAUACAGGCCUGUCUGAAAAUAACUUGUCCCUACCAUGCAAGCUUUAUGCAUUGAUUAAUUUUUAAUAGAUGUUCAAUGUUUUGUUAUUAAUUAUUGUUAACGCCUAGUCAGUUAAUUCUUCGUUGGAAGUUAGUUUUUGGUGAAGGUAAGUUUAAGUGAUAUAAGAGAUUAUUGCAGAAAAUUUUUAACACGAUUAAUAUAAAAAGUAGUCAAGUUUACAAGUGUUGGCGCUUAUUAUUCCUGUUUCGGGUUUUCGCUGUGGUGGAAUAAUAUAGUUGAUGUAGCAAACUGUUAAUUUUCUAGGCAAUCUAAACUUAUUUUUGAUCUUGGUGCUAUAAGUAGUUACAUAAUUGUUAGAUGUGUAUUUGUAGAAGUAUUCUACUGGUAGUUCUUGUCAGUAAGUAGUUGUUAGUGUUGCAUGUAGUAACUCCUUUGUUUGAAAUUUAUUGUUGGUGAUGGUGAGUUAAUGUUGUUCAAAGGUUUAUUGUGGACAUUUACCAUCACGAUGGUAAACAAACAAUACAAAACGUUUCGAGAUCUGGAAUCUGAUCCCGUCCUCAGGUGAAAAAACUUAUCUUGCACAUUACAACUUACAAUUAACAAUACACAAACGCCCAACUUAAGUUGGAAUACACUAGAGAGAGUAGCAGUAAAAAAAUAUGCACUGUAUAGCAGUCAAGUCAUGAUAAUCUAGAUAGUCUCUGUAGUGUAUUCCAACUUUGGUUGGGUGUUUGUGUAUUUUAGUUGUAAUGUGUUACUUAGUAAAGUUUUUUCACCUGUGGAUGGGAUCAGAUUCCAGAUCCCGAAAUGUUGUGUAUUGUUUUUUACCAUCGUGAUGGAAAAUGUCCACAAUAAACCUUUGUACAACAUGUAGUAACUAUUAUUUUACAUGGACUGAAUAGGCUAUUCGUACAAGAUAAAAUGUAAUUGAUUCAUAUGUAAUUAACACCCGCUUUUUAUUUGAGGGUGAUUUUCCAUAAGUUGUUUCGAACACUUUAAGAGUUGCAUCAUUAUAUUGUGCUGUAUCAUGUAAAGGAUUUUUAGAAUUCUGUAUAGUAACUAACUUAUUUGUCGCUCUACUAAGGUAUUUUCAAAGAAGUAUUACAAUGUUAUUUAGUCUACUUUAAAAUUUCCUCCUAAGAAGCUUAGUGAUAAACACAUUUAAUAAACCUAUUCUAUUAUAGAUGAAAUACACAGUUAACAAAAUUUACUUCACUUGUUGGUUGCAGCUAGUAUUCACAUUGCGAUAGAAAUUCAUCUAUUUGUGACGGAAAAUGGAUUGGAGAAGUAUCUGUAAGUAGGCCUAAUUGAAAUUAAUAUUCCAAUUGUUCAUUUUUAUGGAAAUAGUUAUUUGUGUAACUAGUGUGCGAAGAGACACUUUGCUGCACAUGAGAGAAAUGUGUGGAAAGUUUCUCGAGUGCAGCAAAGGCACUUUGCCCGCGGUUACACAUUAUAUUUUUCCUACAGUUCCUACAAAGCAUAUGAAUAAUUAGUCUUUCAAAUACUAAACAACACGUUUUAGGUUAGAUAAAAUCCAAGCGUUAGAACGAAAUGGGAAACAAUGCACCAGCUGAUUGUAGUCGUAAUAUCUUUAAGUGUUGUCGACUUAUUUUCAAGCGUACACAUAAUGCGUGCCUAACAAAAGCACACUGUUUUGCGUUGUUUGGUUGGAACACUGGAGUGCCGAAAAAGAAAUGAGUGCGGCAAAAGUAAGUAAAUGCAGCGAUUAGCUACUUCGCGUACUAUAAUCAGUGCAAGGAAGCCUGAGUUAUCUGGUAACUGUGGGAAAAUAAAGUUUAUUUUGUUUUUUUCAUCACCUUAUUUGAUUUAAUUUCAUUUCUUACUACAAUAAAAAUGUUAGUUUUAAUAUGAUUUACAUUUCCUCGGUCCUUCUUAGAAGAGGCAAACUUGUGCUUCAAGUGUUUCAACUGAUAUAUAGUGUCAUAGCUACAUAAUCUAUUUUCAGUGAAUUUCCCUAUAUGGAAGUAGCUAUUACCGUAGGUCUCCUGGUAAUUUUUUUUUAUCUCAGUUAAACCGUACACAAAAUAGUAAAAAUACUCUUGUAGUUUGAACUACUCCUUGCCUCUGCCAGUAUUUUUAUUUUGUUACUUUGAAUUUUGAUGCAUAAUGUGUUUUUAUAUAUUUAUUUUGUUUAUUAAAAUUAUGAAAUUUACUGAAAUAGAACAAACCUCUCUGGUGAAAGUUUACAAAUAAUGAAGCAAAAUACUUUUUUAAGGCAAAAAAAUAGCAUUCUAGCGGCUUGGUGAUAUAGGAAUAUAUAUUAUUACAAUUCAAUUUUGCCAAGAUCGCAUAAUUUUACAGUUGUAGAUAGUAAAUUAUUACUGUAAUGUUGUAAAUAUUUCAGAUAAAAAUUGUAUACAUAAAAUCUUCUAUAGCUAUUUCUCAAAUAAUUUACUUCAGUGAAAGUAAUAAAAUAAGCUAAGCUUAAUUUAAAAUGUUAUUUUUUACAUUAAUCUUUUACUUCUCGGCCAGUUCUAGUCCUCGCCACCCUAACUUUUGAGGCAGCCCAAGGACGCACACCGUAUAUCUAGUGCGGCCUUGGGCUGCCUCAAGUUAGGGUGGCGAGGACUACCCCAUUUGCUUAUACUUUUCACAGCUUAAAAUAUUAUGUGCCUAAUAUAAGUUUGUACUUACUUUGUAAGAUCAUUUACAAUAUUCAAUUCUGGAUCUCAUAAUAUUUAAGAUGAAUCUACUAUUUUUAUAGUUUAUAUUUAUUUAUUUUGUAAGUUAUUUAGUGUCUAUUAGUUUAUAUAUAUACAGUAUAUAAUACUUUUUUCUGCUGGUGUUUUGUCUAAGAAAACUCAAGGUCUAAUGUAGAUUUAGUGUUAAAAACCAUCAGUUUAUCUGUGGUAAAUAUUAAUAAAAAAAUAAUGUUUUUUUUUAUGUUAUGUCAGAUCACACAUUAUUAUUUACAGUUUAGCAAUUUUAGAAAUGAAUUAAUGAGAAUAAAAUGUAUUAGGAACAAUUUUGAGGUUUUGCUAACUUAGGCUAUCUGAAGAAAAAUAUCUUAAAAAUAUAGCCUAACCAAAGGAUUAAUUAAGUACAACCAUAGAUAAAACAUACUCCCUUAGUAGAUUUCUCAUCCUAAUGGAACAGCUGAAGACAAUUUUAUUGUUAGUUCUGUACGGUUUAUGUUAGAGGUCGUGUUUUGUUUACAAUUUGUUUCCCGUUAAUACAGUCAUCUAAAACCUCGUUUAACCAAAUAAUACGAUCUAAUCAUAAACAAUAAAUUGUCCCCUAGUUAUUUAACCAAACAGUAAAGCACAAAUCAAGAAAUUAACCCUAAAAUAAUAUAAACAAAAUUUCGUCGACACUAGCGCCCAGUGUGGCGUACAUGAACUAGACAUGAAAAACGAGCUUCAAAAUUUACAAUGGGAUGAGAAGUCUACUUGUGUUGGUUAGUCUAUGGUACAACUAACCAUGAAGUGUGUUUGGUCCAAAUCACACAUUAGAUAAACUGAUUGUUUUAUUGUUCUAAGUUGUUGUGUUCAUAUUUAUAAAUACAAAUAGUUAUAUAGUUUAAUUUUAGCAAAUUUCCCAUAUAGGGAAUAUGGUAUUACCGUAGGGCUAUUGGUAAUACUUAGAGCCGGGACCGAUUGAAUUUUUUUGUUGUGAGGUCUACAGAGGCCAAAAACACCCUCUGUUCAAAUUCACACACACACACACAUAUAUAUGUGUGUCCAUUAACGUGAUAACUCAAGCAAAAUCGUUUAUAUUUUGAUGAAAUUUGGUACAAACAUGUAUCAUUUGUUUACAUACAAACAUUUGUUUGAACGAGUCCGUGAACCAGCAUGAUCAAUCAUGCAAUGGCUAACAGGGACUAACACUAUACGGGGUUUUAUGAGGUAAAAAUUGUUUUUCCCAUUUUUAACCCUCAAAACAUAAGAUUUUGCAAUUUCUUUCUAAGCCAUUUACUAGAGCUUAAAAUAAAAAUAACUUAGUAUAUUACAGCGUUGUAGUUUUCCUACAGAGAUAAUUCAAAAAAUCUAUAUCUAUAAAAGAGGAACUAUGUAUGUAUAAGCAUUAUAACUAUGUAUGUACCUUAUUUAUGGACUCCGAAACCACUUGACAGAUUGUUAUGAAACUUUCAGGCAUUAUUAUGCAUUAUUCUAGGAUGGUUUGUGUGAAUUUUGGGGCAUAUCCGUCAAAAGGGCUCCGCCCCAGAGGGUUUUAAUUGGGCCAAUGUCAAAUUGUAAAUUAAAAAUGUCCAUGUUAUUCUUAUGGAGGAUAAAUGAAAUUUUGUAGUUUGCUUGUUUAUGGAUAUAUUGUUGUCAAAUUUAGCAAUUUUGUUUAUUUCCUACUAAGCUAUCAACAUUUCAAUAAGAAAACACACUUCAUUACCUUCCCUGUAGCAGCAAACCUAAGUACUCAUUAAAAUUAAUGUUAUUUAAAUAGGAAAUAAAUCUGACAAUUUUAAAAGAAUAUUUUAGUAGAAAUCCGGUAGGUAAAUGGAAGGUUUGCUGCGGCAGGGGUAUUUGUUAUAACUGCAGCCGAAAGUGGGAAAAUACCACUGCAGGUUUUUGAGAUUUGACUUCAGUGUAUAUUUUUGGGGAUUUUCAACUGAAUGUGCCAUUCAAGCAGACAUUAUAAUGUUACUUAUUUUUUUGUAAGUUUCCCUCUACUCAGACUUUGAGAUACCGAGUGUAUAAAAAUUUGUAAUGUAUGGUAAAACUAAAACUUCAAGAAAUGCUCUACAAACUGAGCUUUUAUUUUAAAUCAUCGGAUGUUUGAAUUACCAAGAGUAGACUGUACUCUUAAAAAAACAAUAUGCGAUUUUAAAAGCUGUACCAUUGUGGAACAAAACAUAAUUAUUAAUUCUUCAUGAAUUUAAAUACUACCUAUCAAUUUACUAGAUAGCAUUGUACAGUAUAACUGAACUAUCAAUAUAAAUAUAACUUAUCUAUCUACAUUUACCAUUGACUAUUGGGUACUGAAGUAGUUGUAUUAAUAGUAAAAGAUUGUACUUAAAAUAUUUUUCUUCUUUCCUUUCUAACACGAUAACUACUCUUCUAAUCACAUAAAAAUUAGAUUAACGUGAAUUCAUUGUACUUAGACGUAUAGACAUAUUUUAUGUUGUAUUCUCGUUAAUACACCAAAGUUCUGCUAAUUUGAACGUCCGGACAAUCCAAACCACCUGUUGGGGAGAAAAGAUUUCUGUAUUUCAAUUAAAACAAACUAAUGUGUUCUGAAAUAUGAACCAGGAUCUUCACCCAACUGGAGAACUGGAGACUGAGAAAACCAGGAAUUGUCUUUGAAUUUUGUUUUUAACGAUCGCCAACACAUGGUAGCAUCAAUGUGUCCGUUCAUCAAUGACAUUCUGUUUGGUCUCGUUUAAAGCUGCCAUGUUCUAAGAAGAAUAUUAUAAGAAGUGAUCAGUGAUCAUAGGUCCAUGAUUGCGGGAAACGAUCACAAUGUUUUCUUGACGCAGGAGACGAUCACGAUGUUGUAAUCCCAUGAGCAAUAUAAGAGCAUUUAACAAAAGAGAGCUACAUAAAAAUACAUAGUUUUGAGUUGUUGUGUAAUUUUACAGCUAAUGCAAAUAGGGUCUCGUCCCAGUUUGUUCAGAUUAGCUGGACUCUGCUGUAUUUAACACGUCAAAGGUGUUUAAUGUAUAUUGUAUUGUAUAAUUAUUGGUAAUUGUUGAUACAUAUUUUUUCUUCAGAUCAUUGUCAUAUCAGCUGAUUUGAUUUCCAUUUCUGUGCCAACUUUACCGCUCAUAAACUCCGUCCUAUCCAGCUGUUCCUGAUUCAAUAAAUG